Messenger RNA from Penicillium alfredii, 669 nucleotides. RefSeq names its product peroxiredoxin. Gene Ontology annotation, molecular function: peroxiredoxin activity. Gene Ontology annotation, biological process: cellular response to oxidative stress; cell redox homeostasis; cellular oxidant detoxification. NCBI's taxonomy places the organism in Eukaryota, Fungi, Ascomycota, Eurotiomycetes, Eurotiales, Aspergillaceae. Bases 1 to 669 code for a protein of 222 amino acids. The transcript has 4 exons. Gene Ontology annotation, cellular component: cytosol; mitochondrion. The record is from RefSeq and is a predicted model, not a curated record.
AUGGCUGACCGUGCUCCUCCUCUCCGUCUGGGCUCGACUGCCCCCAACUUCGAUGCUGAGACCUCCACUGGUCCCAUCAACUUCCACAACUUCAUUGGUGACAAGUGGACCAUCCUGUUCUCCCACCCCGAUGACUUCACCCCCAUCUGUACCACCGAGCUCGGUGCCUUUGCCAAGCUCGAGCCCGAGUUCACUGCCCGUGGUGUUCAGCUGAUCGGUCUGAGUGCCAACGGUGUCGACUCCCACCACCGCUGGAUCAAGGACAUCGACGAGGUCAGCGGCUCCAGCCUCAAGUUCCCCAUCAUCUCCGACCCGGAGCGCAAGGUUGCCCACCAGUACGACAUGGUCGACUACCAGGACACCACCAACGUCGACUCCAAGGGCCUGGCCCUGACCAUCCGCUCCGUCUUCAUCAUCGACCCCAGCAAGAAGAUCCGUCUGAUCCUGACCUACCCCGCCUCCACUGGUCGUAACACCGCCGAGGUCCUGCGUGUCGUGGAUGCGCUCCAGACUACCGACAAGGUUGGCGUUGCCACCCCCAUCAACUGGCUGCCCGGUGACGACGUGGUCAUCCCGCCUCCGGUUUCCACUGAGGACGCCAAGAAGAAGUUCGGUGAGAUCCGCGAGGUGAAGCCUUACCUCCGCUUCACCAACCUCAAGAAUGAUUAA